Strongylocentrotus purpuratus (purple sea urchin) is the source of this 1444-nucleotide messenger RNA. It is a transcript of the gene phospho2, whose product is annotated as pyridoxal phosphate phosphatase PHOSPHO2-like. Gene Ontology annotation, molecular function: phosphatase activity. The record is from RefSeq and is a predicted model, not a curated record. NCBI's taxonomy places the organism in Eukaryota, Metazoa, Echinodermata, Echinoidea, Camarodonta, Strongylocentrotidae.
AACAUCGGAAUCGGUGGGAGGUUCUCAAGAAGUUUGUUGCCAAUUUGUUCACUACGUUAAAACACCUAUCAAUGGCUUCAGCAAAGAGAGUCGUUCCUCGUGUUCUGUUGGCCUUCGAUUGCGAUCAUACCAUCAUCGAUGGAAACUCGGACACGUGGAUUAUUUCUCUACUCCCGGAUCACACCGUACCCAAAGACAUCAAGAAACGAUACAAAACAGAGCACAACAGCUGGACAAUCUACAUGGGUGAGAUCUUCAAGUACAUGCACUCGGUUGAUAUCGGGGAGGCGGCUCUCCAUGAAUCUAUCGCAGGAAUACCCCUGACUCCAGGCAUGAAGGAACUCUUUGACUAUCAAGCAUCGCGUCCGCAGCUGGACUGCAUAGUUGUAUCAGACUCCAACUCGUUCUUCAUAGAUGCCAUUCUAGGAUCGCGGAACUUUCAGAGGGUCAGCAAGAUCUAUACCAACCAAGCGGAGUUCGACUCGGACGGUUGCCUGAAGAUUCAUUUUUCUAACCCUCACAGCUGCCCUCGGAAGUGUCCCAAGAACCUCUGUAAGCAGACAUGUUUACAAGCUUUCGUCAUGGAGCAAAAGGCAAAAGGUGUCGAGUACGACAGGAUCUGCAUGAUUGGAGAUGGACGGAAUGAUUUUUGUCCUUGUUUUUGUUUGAAGGAAAGAGACUAUGUUUUCCCUAGGAAGGGGUUCUCUCUUGUCAAGCUUCUUCAGGAACAAAAGGAAAAGAAAGGUUCUAACGAUGAGUGCAUUAAAGCAACGGUAUUACCCUGGGACACCGCCACAGAAAUCUUAGCUGUUGUAAAAAGUUUCUUUGAGCAUUGACACAGGACCCCAUUAUUCAUAAAAGGGUGAUUCCUUGUUAUGUGCUACUGUUCCUGGAUCAAGAAGGACAAAGAACUUGUAAAUUUACAUUGUAAAUGCCAUUUAGACUACAAAGUGAUGAAAUCAGUUUGAAUAGUAUCCUUUCAUUCUAUCUCUUUUUCAUUUCCUUUUACUAUCAUUUAGGUAAGUAUUAUUAAAGUGAACUGGUAAUAUUGUUGAAGUUUGAUGAAAAAACUGUAAUUUUUUUAUGAAAUGUUACAUUAUAUUCCUUCUACUGUACUAAUCCUCUAACAUGCCAAAAAUUCUAACCACAAAGAUAUUUAUGGUUUUCUUUGAAGGCGUGACUGCGACACCCUCUUACAGUAAAUUCUCUCAACUACUUUUUGAAUUUUCCACCCGUUUUUCCAUGAAAAUAAGACAUAAAACAGGCUUUUAAUUUUUGUUCAACACUUAAAAGUUUAGAAUGGAAUACAAAGCCAAUUCAUUACUUUGUGACGAUUUGCAUUUACUUCAAAUUAAAUUAUAAUAAUAUAGUUGGGAGAAUUCAUGAAUCGAUUAAAUCAGUUUUUCCCAAUUGUUAUCAUUAUCAUAUGAUGGUCUGUUUUCAC